This is a messenger RNA of Plasmodium relictum, 3123 nucleotides long. Its product is annotated as conserved Plasmodium protein, unknown function. Bases 1 to 3123 code for a protein of 1040 amino acids. The record is from RefSeq and is a predicted model, not a curated record. NCBI's taxonomy places the organism in Eukaryota, Apicomplexa, Aconoidasida, Haemosporida, Plasmodiidae. The transcript has a single exon.
AUGAUAAUACCUAAAGUAGAAAUUGCCUUCUUAAUUUAUAAUUUUGAGUGUAAUAAACUAAGAAUUUAUGAAAAGUCAGAAAUCAUUAAAGAAUUAAAUAGAAAAAUAAAUAAGUAUGGUAAUUUUUCUCUACAAAGUAGUUAUAAGUAUGUUAAUAAUUUCUCUUAUACAACGAAGAUAUUUCAUUAUUUUUUUAAACUAACGGAAUAUUAUCUUUUUAAAUAUUUUAACAGCAUUAUUGUUGAUUCUAUUUUUUUUUUUAAAUGUAUAAAUGAUAUUAAAAAUAACUCCUUUUAUGAUAUCCAAAAGGAAGAAAUGAAAAAUCAAUUUAAUAUCAAUCAAAAUAAGGAUGUAGAAAAAAAUGAAAACAUAAAUGAUUAUGAAAAUAAAAAAAUAAGUGAUAAUUAUUAUUUUGAUUGUAAAACUUUACAUCUUUUUAUCGAAAACCUAAAAAGAAUACACAACAAAAAUAAUAAAAAAAAUGUUAGCAAAAAUAAUAAUAAUAUUAACAUUAAUAAGAAAAAUACCACUAAAAAAGCAAAUACAGAGAAAGAAAAUAAAAACGUUACAGAAAUUAAUCCAUCAGAAAAAUUAAAAUUUCGAAAAAAAUUUUUAUAUGAAUUGUGUGAAAUUAACAACUUUUAUAAUAAGAAAAAUAUAAUGGUUAUUAUUACAAAAAUUUUUCGCAAAAUAAUUAAUAGAAAUAAAAUCAGGCAAUUUAUAUGUGAAAAUGAUAAAAUAAAGAAAAAGAAUUAUUUGAAAUUCUUUUUAAAUUUAUCUUUGGGGAUUUUUAUUUACGUAUAUAUGUAUAAAUAUAUCAAAGAAAAUUAUAAGAAUAUUGAAUAUUUUAUAUUUUUAAAUAAUUUAAAAAAUAUCAGACAAGUAUAUUUUAAUAAUGUACCAUAUUUAGAAAAAAAUCAAAUAGUUAGUUUUAUUAAAUAUAUAAAGUUUAUUAAUAUUCAAAUGUUUCAGUACAUAUAUAUAUCGUUUUUUGUUAGCAUAUACAAAUAUGUUAACCUAAUUUAUAAUUUAACAAUUUUAUCAUUUUUCAGUUAUUUCAAGUAUCUAUAUGAAAAAAAUAAAGAAGAAUCACUUAAAAAAAAAGAUGAACCAUCAGAAAUCAAAUAUAGUCUUAAAGGUAUAGAAAUUAUAAAAGAUGAAAUAUGCAAGAGAAAAAAUGAUACUAACAAUGAACAUAAAAAUUAUGAACAUCAUGAUAAAUCAUUUAGAGAAAAUAUAGAAAUAAAAGAAAAUGAAUCAUUUAGAUAUGUGAGAAAAGAAAAUACAAAAAUAGAAACGUAUAAAGACGCUAAUAAAAUUACAAAUUAUUGCACUAAUAAAUAUUCUAUUGGAGAAAAUAAAAAAAGAGAACAAGGUAUAUAUCAUAUACUUAAUGAAAAUUAUAAUUUCAAAUUAAAUAAUUUAAGUAAGGAUACUCCUUUAAAACAAGAUUAUAUUUAUUCUGUUGAAAAUAAAAGAGAGUAUAUAAAUGAAUUAAUCUACGAUUGUUAUAUAUAUGUUUUUAUUUUUUUUAAAUAUAUAAGAGAUGUAAGAAAGAAAAUGAAAUCAAAAAUUAUAAAAAUACAAAAACAUAUUAAAAACAUGUUAAGUGUAUUUGUUAAAAUAUAUAAUUUUAAUAAGGUAAAAGGAGAAGAUAGAAAAAAUUCUUUGAAUAGAAAUUUGGAGAAAAAAGAUGAUUAUUAUGGCAUAUUAGAAAAUAAUGACUCCAUAAAUAGUUAUUUAGAUAAUGCAUUGUAUUUUUUGUAUUUUAAUUAUAUAGAAUUAAGCAAAAGUUACAAGAGUUGUAUAAAAAUAAAUUACAAAAUUAUUAAAUUAGUACACAUGUUUCAUUUAUUAUUAAAACAUUUUUAUAAGUAUUUUCCCGUUUUAAAUAUUAAAAAAGAAAAUUGCACUAUUUAUAAUUAUUAUAAUAAAUCUUUUAUAUACAAUGAAAAAAAAAGAAAAAAAGAUAAUAAAAAAAAUUUAAAUGAAAGAAAAGAAAAUCGUGAGGGAGAAGAUAACUUUGACGUAUUUAAAAACGUUAUUGCUUAUCAAUUAGAAUUUUUUUACUUCAAUGAAAAAAAAAAUCAUGAAGAAGAAAUAAUUCAUGACUUAGUGGAAAGUAAUGAAGUUGAGUCAUUUGAUCAUAUAUUUAACGCAAAUGUGGAUACAUUUUUUUCUUUCGAUGAUGUGAAGCAAUUUAAAGUAGAAGGAAUAGGAGAAAUGGAGAGAGAAGGAAAAGAAGGGAUAAAAGGAGGAGGAAAAGGAGAAGGGAUAAAAGGAGGAGGAAAAGAAGAAGAGAUAGAAGGAAGAGGAAAAGAAGGAGGAGAAAAAAGAGAAGAAAAAAGAGGAGGAGAAGAAGAAAGAGGAGAAGAAAAAGACAGAGAAAGUGGAAAAGGAUAUGGAGAAGAAAGUAUAGAAAGGGUUUUAAGUAAUAAAAUGUUAUAUAAUUCAAAAAAAUUAUUUUUAUACUGUCUUAAUAACAAUUUGGAUAAUUUUUUAAUUAAUGUAAAUAAAGGAAAUUUUUCUUUCGGAGAUAAUAUAGUAGAAUGUCAAGAUAGAAAUGAUAUUAAAAAAAAAAAUAAAAAUUAUGUUUCAUAUAUUGGAAAAAUAAAAACUAUAAAUAUAGAAAAAGAAAAAAAUAUUUUACAAUCACAAAACAAAAAUAAAAAUUUAUCUUUAUGCGACAGCGCAAUUUUAAAUGUUUUAAAAAAUAAUAUGAAUGUUUAUAAUAUAACAAUUGAAAUAAUAGAAAAUUUUUGUAACAGAAAAUUAUCAUUUAUAGAAAAUUAUAUAGAUGAUUUGAAUAUGUAUAACAAAAAUGUUUUGGAAAUAUAUAAUGACAGUAUUUUUGGUAUUCACUAUAAAUUUGAAAAAGAAGCUCCUUUUGAAAGUGAUGAAUUAAUAAAAAACAGAAAGUUAUUAGAAGUAAAAAUAUUUUUAGAUUAUGAAAAAAUAUACACAAAAAAAACAGUAGAAACGCAAACACAAAUUUCUUUAUUUAAAAAGGAUAAAUCAAUACAGAUAUCAAAAGAUAAAGAAGUAUGCACAACAUCAGAACAAAUAAUUCAAACAAAAGAAAUUAGUAACCCAAUUUUUUAUUUAAAAGAUAUAUAUGACUAA